Daphnia carinata is the source of this 4148-nucleotide messenger RNA. It is a transcript of the gene garnet, whose product is annotated as AP-3 complex subunit delta-1-like. The coding region runs from base 218 to 3862 and encodes 1214 amino acids. The transcript has 20 exons. Gene Ontology annotation, cellular component: terminal bouton; presynaptic endosome; AP-3 adaptor complex. NCBI's taxonomy places the organism in Eukaryota, Metazoa, Arthropoda, Branchiopoda, Diplostraca, Daphniidae. The record is from RefSeq and is a predicted model, not a curated record. Gene Ontology annotation, biological process: Golgi to vacuole transport; protein targeting to vacuole; anterograde synaptic vesicle transport.
GUCUUCUGUCAUUUUUCCCUUCAGAAGGAACUUUUGGGGCUUUUCGCCGCCGCCUCCGCUCACAGUACAUAUGUCACUUGUUCGGAGUUUUCAAUAUCAAUAGAAACUGAAGAGUGUUUUUGUGAUUGUAGCGUAAAUUGUGAAAGUCUCGUUCUGACAUUCGGAGGUGUUUCAUUCCAAAAUUUAGCGCCUUUCAGUGGCACCCACAUCUUGUAACAUGGCUCUCACGAAAUUAAAAGGAAACUUGGAGCGGAUAUUAGACAAAAAUUUGGCUGACUUAGUUAGAGGCAUAAGAAACAACAAGGAAAAUGAAGUCAAAUACAUCGCUCAAUGCAUUGAAGAAAUCAAGGCAGAACUUAAGCAAGACAACAUAGCAGUCAAAGCCAAUGCAGUUGCAAAACUCUCUUAUCUACAAAUGAUUGGAUAUGAUAUCAGUUGGGCUGGCUUUAAUAUAAUUGAGGUUAUGAGCUCUAACAAAUUCACUUUCAAAAGGAUAGGAUACUUGGCUGCAUCCCAAAGCUUCCAUCAAGAUACUGAGGUCCUCAUGUUAACAACAAAUAUGAUCAGAAAGGACCUGAGUAGCCAAAAUCAAUAUGAUGCAGGUGUAACAUUAUCUGGAUUGGCAUGUUUCAUUAAUCAAGAUUUAGCAAGAGAUCUUGCAAAUGAUCUGAUGACUUUGUUAUCUUCAACUAAACCUUAUAUAAGGAAAAAGGCAGUGUUGCUUAUGUAUAAAGUUUUCCUAUCGUUUCCUGAUGCCUUGCGACCUGCGUUCCCCAGACUUAAAGAGAAACUGGAAGAUCCGGAUCCCGGUGUACAAUCAGCUGCUGUCAACGUUAUUUGCGAGCUGGCCAGAAAGAACCCCAAAAACUAUCUCAGUUUAGCACCUAUUUUCUUCAAGCUCAUGACAUCUUCUACUAAUAAUUGGAUGCUCAUCAAAAUAAUAAAAUUAUUUGGAGCUUUAACACCUUUAGAGCCUCGCCUUGGCAAAAAGCUGAUUGAACCUUUAACUAAUUUAAUUCACAGCACCUCAGCGAUGUCGCUACUCUAUGAAUGCAUCAAUACAGUUAUCGCUGUUCUUAUAUCCAUAUCGACCGGCAUGCCUAGUCACAGUGCAUCUAUUCAGCUGUGUGUUCAAAAAUUACGCAUAUUGAUCGAAGACUCCGAUCAAAAUUUGAAAUACCUAGGCCUACUGGCCAUGUCGAAGAUAUUAAAAACACAUCCCAAAUCUGUUCAGGCGCACAAAGAUUUAAUCUUACUUUGCCUCGAUGAUAAAGAUGAAUCGAUACGAUUACGUGCUCUAGAUCUGCUCUACGGAAUGGUUUCCAAAAAGAAUCUGAUGGAGAUUGUAAAAAAAUUGAUGGUACAUAUGGAUCGAGCGGAAGGCACGCAGUACCGAGAUGAGCUUCUUUCUAAAAUCAUCGAAAUUUGCUCUCAAGAUAAUUAUCAUUUCAUCACAAAUUUUGAAUGGUACAUAAGCGUAUUGGUGGACUUGAGUCGUAUGGAAGGCCUUCGCCAAGGUCAUGUAGUCGCAUCCCAACUAAUGGACGUAACUAUACGCGUUCCAGCUAUUCGUCCAUUCUCUGUUGAACAAAUGGCUCUUUUGUUGGAAACGUCGAGUGGCUUUGCCGUUCGCGGAAUUACUGGGCAGGUAGCCUUCUCUUCCAUGUGUGAGGUGCUUUAUGCUGCCGCAUGGAUUUGCGGAGAAUUUGCAUCGCAUCUUAAAGAGCCCGAAGCAGUUUUGGAAUGUGUUUUAAAAAGCAAAGUGACUGUGUUACCUGGUCACAUUCAGGCUGUUUUCAUCCACAAUCUAAUGAAACUCUACGCUCAUAUUCUGCGCAAAGCGUCAACGGCAGAAGAGAAAGAAAGAGCGCGACAGACGUUGUGUGUAUUGCAAGAACGGUUGACUCCGUUCAUGCAGAGCGCCGAUUUGGAGGUUCAAGAGCGCGCCAGCUGUGCAGUCCACGUUCUCAAAGUGAUUUCCAAGUUGCAAGAUACGGGUGAAGCUGACGUCGUUCACGAACUUAUGCAACUCUUCAACGGAGAGCUGAAUCCUGUGGCACCUAAAGCACAGCGAAAAGUUCCUUUACCUGAUGGGCUGGAUUUGGAUGCAUGGAUUAAUGAGCCCGAACCAGAAUCAGAUGAUGAACCAAAAGCUGACAAAGGAUCCCUUGACAUCUUUUACAAGUCGAGCACAUCGGUGUCAGAUUUCCGCGACGGUUAUCAAGGCGAAGGCGUUUAUGAGGAAACGGAGCAUAUGCCACCCGAAGAUGCCCGCCAAUUGGCGGCCCGUCAGCAAGUACGUCGUGAAGCUCUUCGCGUCGAGCAGGCUAAUAAUCCGCAUUACCUCAAGGGUUCCAGUCAAGCGCGACGCUCUCCUUCUUCCCAACUGCUGUCUCCAGCCGAAGAGAUCCCGGUUGUGGCCAUCAACUUGUCCGUUCCACUCCAAGUGUCCACCAGUAAAAAAUUGUCCGACAAAUAUUUAGAACUAGAAAGGAGAAAAGAAGCCUCUUCUGAGAAAAAACAUCGGUCUAAACGGGACAAGAAAAAGAAGAAAAAGAAAGAUUCAAGCGAUGAGGAAGAGACUGUUCAAAUCGUCGCACCACAAGUGAUAUCCACCAUGGAAUUGCCUGAAGGGGCUCGUUUGUCCGAUUCGGAAGACGAUGGCCGACCACAGACAGACCCGCAUCGCGCGUUAAACAUUGAUUUAGACACCCCGUCUUAUCCGAAAGAAAAACCUGUGGUGCGCGCGAGUCUGGAGCCAGCAGUGUCCACACCACCGACCAAGAUAAAAAAAUCCAAGUCUAGAAACGGGAUAGAAGGUGCCAAGGAGGAGAAAGCCAAGAGAAAGAAAACGAAGCAGGAAAAGGAGGAAAAGGCGGAUAAGGCGGCGCCAGAUAAGGGUGUUAACCUCAAUGACGAUCUUGACUUCUGGUUGUCGGCCAGUAACGGCAACGAGGGUAAGGAAAAGAAAGUAGUCAGUAAAGGUGAAAUGACUAUCGAUGAAGCCGCCACGAGUGACCAGAAGAAGCCAGCAAAAAAUAAAAAAGAUAAAAAGGAAAAGAAAGAGAAAAAGAGCAAAAAAGAAAAAAAGGAAAAGAAAGAUACUCAAGACCGCGAUGAGCAGAACAACCAUUUAUCGGAACAUACGACUACUCCGAUAACAGUCGCGUGGAAACCCCUAGUAGAUGAUAAACGUCUUGUCAUGAAAUAUCGUGUUGUAGUUGUACCCCAUGAUCAGCAUCAAGUACUAAUACCGGUAAUGCUACAUAAUCGCAGCAGCAAAAUGAUUCAUUCGAUGAACUUUAAUGUGGUGGAUUCGGCAAACGCGCGUCUUUGUCGUGGUCAGCACGAGCAAGAUGGUGUCGAAUUGCCUCAUCAGCUGGCCGGCCAAAGUCGAGUGGAAAUUCCGCUUGCCUUUUCUGUCAUGGACAGCACCAUGGUGCACCAGCUUCGAGGUGUUCUGACUUACAUGACUCAGGGAGAAAAUGGAUCUGUCUCGGAAAAAUUGGACUUUAAACUUCAGAUUCCCUGCAGCGUUUUCCUUACUGCCGAUCCCAUGAGCAACGACCAGUUUGCCGAAUUAUUGGCUUCUCAAGAGUUGCCCGGCAAAGCCAAGAUAUUAUGCGAAGGGAUACCUUUAACCCAGGCGCUGGAUCGUGCCAGUAGAGAGCUUAACAUGCGUUUAGUGGAAAUGGAUAGUUCGGGAACAUCUGCCUCGUUAUAUAGCCGCCAUUUAUCCGACCAUCAUCUUUGCAUUCUCAUGAAAUCACAGGCGGAUGGUCGACUGAGCAUCUAUGGGAAAAGCAGCAAUCCAUCGUUGGCAAGUUCUGUUAUGGAAGAGAUGCGGCAAAUGUUUGCUUAAAAAUGUGUGGCAGUUCAAAUAAAAUGAAUUAAGCCAAGUGGAUGUAUAACCUACCUGGAGUAAUUGUGAAUCGAAACGCCGUAAAGGAAAGAGCCUUUGAAGUUGUUAAACUAUUCCAAGUUGAAUUCUAAUGUCAAUCCAAUCUAACAUGUUAUCGUAUUUUUCUAAACGGAUGUGGGUUGGGCGAGAUGGUGAGCGUAUUGGAUCAGUAAUGAUAAACAUCAUCACCUCAGCUUCCGUAAAAUUUCAAACAACAGCGAAAGAGAAAAUAUACAAUUUGGUUGAU